AUGCAUCAGUGUGAGUUGUCUCUGCUGGCAUUGGGUGAAACUGGAAAGUAUGUGGAUCUUUCUGGGGUUCCGGGCUUUUGUGAUGUGCUGCUUCAUCAGCUGGAGAGCCAGCAGGACGAGAUUCGGCUUGCAGCCGCGCUGGCGUUGGGCUAUGCAACCGUGGGUGCUAUGGGCACACUUCUAAAGGUCGUGAUUGACAAUGUGCAGCAGGCUGGGGCAGAAGCACAAAAGAAACAGUACUUGCUGCUGACAUCCCUGCGAGAAGUCAUUGCAAUCGGCGUUGCCGAGAGGCAUGGAUCCCGUACACUGGCGGAGCAUCUCAAGCCGCACGUUCCACGGGUCCUACCAAUCCUGCAGCAGUAUGCCGACUCACAGGAGGAGAGCAUGCGGAAUGUUGUGUCCGAGUCACUCGGACACCUGCUCACAGUCGACCAGGACGCUGUUAUGCAAGCCUUGACUGUGCUUCUCUCCAACAGAGACAGGGAGAGCUGGAGGACGAGGGCCGCGGCUGUUGCUGCCGUGCGUUUUGCCGCAGCAAAGCAAUGCCAGGCUUCCGCGGUCUUGCCACUGAAGGAAGCACUGCUGACCUGCCUGGGCGAUGAGGAGUUGCAGGUGAGAAAGGCAGCGCUACACUCGGUGAACGUGGUGUGCGUCUCCCCUACCUGCUCGGAGAUCCUGAGGGACAGCACUGAUCUCAUCCUCGAGCGAAUCAAAGAGGACUCCAAGCAGAAGCCAGAGCUCAUCAGAGAGGUGGAUCUAGGACCGUUUAAGCACAAGGUAGAUGAUGGGUUGCCUUUGCGGAAGUUUGCGUACACCGUGUGCUGUUCACUGCUUGCAGCCUAUCCUGAGCAGAUCGCUUCACCAGCGCUCAUAGAUUUGGUGCUGCAAGGGAUGGCCGACAAUGAAGACAUCCAGGUCAUCUGCUGUCAGCUGCUCCAGGACCUUUGUUCCUGGAACUUUGCUCUUUACCGCAUUGUCGGCCGCGUCGGCGAUCUGGUCGAGCCAUUCGACCGGUGUAUUGUGCGGUGGAUCAAGCAAGUGCAGGCGAAGCAGCAGGUUGGCCGAGCCAUGGACAUGCUCAGACUCUACGCGAGAACCUUGAAGGUGGUGGAGCCCAUUGCAGAGGCAAACCAACACAAGGUUUUUGUGGACUUCAUGGGCCGAAUCAUGAAGGACCAGGCGUUCGCGCAAGUUUACGAUCAAGCCACUGCCGGCAAAGAGCUGUGA
Molecule: messenger RNA, 1227 nt
Organism: Symbiodinium sp. CCMP2456
Lineage: Eukaryota; Dinophyceae; Suessiales; Symbiodiniaceae
Source: the annotation of a GenBank genome assembly